Messenger RNA from Heteronotia binoei (common prickly gecko), 2441 nucleotides. Its product is annotated as oocyte zinc finger protein XlCOF6-like. The record is from RefSeq and is a predicted model, not a curated record. Gene Ontology annotation, molecular function: DNA-binding transcription activator activity, RNA polymerase II-specific; RNA polymerase II cis-regulatory region sequence-specific DNA binding. NCBI's taxonomy places the organism in Eukaryota, Metazoa, Chordata, Lepidosauria, Squamata, Gekkonidae. Gene Ontology annotation, cellular component: nucleus. The transcript has 7 exons. The annotation marks the transcript as partial. Gene Ontology annotation, biological process: regulation of transcription by RNA polymerase II.
AGGGCGAAGGAGGGGGCUGCAAAGACGCAGCUGCAGCAAGAGCUUCCCGGGAGGCCUACUCAGAAAAAGAAGCCUUUCCUCUUCACAGCCAACUGAACAAAGGCAUCUUUCCACAGACGGAGGUGACUCAGUAGAAGGGGCAGGAGAUGGAGGAGCAGGACCCAGAAGGAGCUGGGACUGGCAAGGCAUCAAGCAAAGGACCCCUUCCCCUCCAAGCUGGGAGUGGGGUUGAAUUCUGGGAAAGGGCUGGGCCAGAGACCCUGGCUGAGGGCACCAUGACUUCAGAAGUGCAUUGCCAGCGUUUCUGGGAGUUCCGCUACCAUGAGGCCGAUGGGCCCCGAGAGGUUUGCAGCCAGCUCCAUGGACUUUGCAGCCAGUGGCUGGAGCCGGAGAGGCACACCAAGAAGCAGAUCGUGGACCUGGUGAUCCUGGAGCAGUUCCUGACUCUCCUGCCCCAGGAAAUGCAGGGCUGGGUCAGAGGAUGUGGGCCGGAGACCAGUUCCCAGGCGGUGGCCCUGGCCGAAGGUUUCCUCCUGAGCCAGGCAGAGGAGAAGAGGCAGGCAGGACAGAUUUGGGCUUCAUCCGCGAAGAAAGAAGCUAUGUUCCCUGAGACGGAAGGAGAUUCCUUGGAGCAAGGGCAGAGGGCUCAGGCUAUGGAGUGUGCCCAAGAUGCCCUCUCCUGUGGAACAGGCUGUGGAGAGAUGCUGUUGAGCCGUUGUCUUUUCAGAGGUGUGGAAGCGGCUGCUGAACCUCCAGCCCAGGGCCCCUUUUCCUUGGAGGAGGUGUCCGUCUCUUUCUCUGAGGCUGAGUGGGCCCUGCUGGAUCCGGGACAAAGAGCUCUCUACCGGGAAGUCAUGCUGGAGAACUAUGGGAACGUGGCCUCUCUGGCAGAGGAUGGUCAGAGGAAUGAGGAACUUCAUCAGCAAUUGCCAGACAGAGUUAAUAAUGAAGACAUAAGAGGAAACAUCAGGAAUAAAAGUAUACCUAAGAGAAAGAAAGACAGCUGUUGGGUUAAGGAGAAUAAUGGAAGAAAGCGUAACAUACAUUUUCCAAAGCACAAUCGGCAUCAGCGAACCCACACAGGUGAGAAACCAUUUGAAUGCUCAGAGUGUGGAAAGAGAUUCAGUAGCAAUGGCCAACUUCAACAGCAUCAGCGAACCCACACAGGUGAGAAACCAUUUGAAUGCUCAGAGUGUGGAAAGAGAUUCAGUAGCAAUAGCCAUCUUCAACGGCAUCAGCGAACCCACACAGGUGAGAAACCAUUUGAAUGCUCAGAGUGUGGAAAGAGAUUCAGUAGCAAUGGCCAACUUCAACAGCAUCAGCAAACCCACACAGGUGAGAAACCAUUUGAAUGCUCAGAGUGUGGAAAGAGAUUCAGUAGCAAUGCCCAACUUCAACGGCAUCAGCGAACCCACACAGGUGAGAAACCAUUUGAAUGCUCAGAGUGUGGAAUGAGAUUCAGUCAGAGUGGCAAUCUUCAACAGCAUCAGCGAACCCACACAGGUGAGAAACCAUUUGAAUGCUCAGAGUGUGGAAAGAGAUUCAGUCAGAGUGGCAGUCUUCAGUAUCAUCAAAGAACCCACACAGGGGAGAAACCUUUUGAAUGCUCAGAGUGUGGAAAGAGAUUCCGUCAGAGUUGCAGUCUUCAGUAUCAUCAAAGAACCCACACAGGGGAGAAACUUUUUGAAUGCUCAGAGUGUGGAAAGAGAUUCUGUCAGAGUGGCCAACUUAAAAAGCAUCAAAGAUCCCACACAGGUGUGAAACCUUUUGAAUGCUCAGAAUGUGGAAAGAGAUUCAGUCACAGUGGCCAUCUUCACCAACAUCAGAUAACCCACAGAGGCAAGAAACUUUUUGCAUGCUCAGAGUGUGGAAAGAGAUACAGUCGGAAUGAUAGUCUUCAUUGGCAUCAGAGAACCCACACAGGUGAGAAACCUUUUGAAUGCUUAGAGUGUGGAAUGAGAUUCAAUCGGAGUGGUAGUCUUCAACAGCAUCAAAGAUCCCACACAGGUGAGAAACCUUUUGAAUGCUUAGAGUGUGGGAAAAGAUUCAGUCGGAGUGGUAGUCUUCAACAGCAUCAAAGAUCCCACACAGGUGAGAAACCUUUUGAAUGCUUAGAGUGUGGAAAGAGAUUCAGUCACAGUUCCAGUCUUCAAGAGCAUCAUAGAACCCACACAGGGGAAAAACCUUUUGAAUGUUCAGAGUGUGGGAAGAGAUUCAGUAAGAGUCGCAAACUUCAAGAGCAUCAUAGAACCCACACAGGGGAAAAACCUUUUGAAUGCUUAGAGUGUGGAAAGAGAUUCAGUCGGAGUGGCGGACUUCAAGAGCAUCAUAGAACCCACACAGGGGAAAAACCUUUUGAAUGUUCAGAGUGUGGGAAGAGAUUCAGUAAGAGUCGCAAACUUCAAGAGCAUCAUAGAACCCACACAGGGGAAAAACCUUUU